Exophiala xenobiotica is the source of this 1406-nucleotide messenger RNA. RefSeq names its product DNA repair protein. Gene Ontology annotation, molecular function: damaged DNA binding. The coding region runs from base 124 to 1209 and encodes 361 amino acids. Gene Ontology annotation, cellular component: nucleotide-excision repair factor 1 complex. The record is from RefSeq and is a predicted model, not a curated record. The transcript has a single exon. Gene Ontology annotation, biological process: UV-damage excision repair; base-excision repair; nucleotide-excision repair involved in interstrand cross-link repair. NCBI's taxonomy places the organism in Eukaryota, Fungi, Ascomycota, Eurotiomycetes, Chaetothyriales, Herpotrichiellaceae.
GCCAUCUCUCUCUGGAGCAUUGAUGCCACGAUAGAGGUAUGCACGGCGUGUGUCGCUUUAGAGUAGUUGUCGAGAUCUUAUCGUUCCUCAUACACUACCGGCUCCCGAUCGCCUACUGAUAGGAUGUCAACGCGUCCUUCGACGCCUCCUCCCCGGAGUGGCGAAACUGCUACCUCACCUUUGACGCCGGAGCAGGUUAGGAGGAUCGAGAUCAAUCGACUCAAGGCCAAAGCACUCCGAGAGCAGCGUGAUGCAGAAGCCGCAGGUGCAACCAUACUCAAACGGUCAGACAGCUCGGCCGCUGGACAGAAACGAAGUUUUGAGACAUUUGCUGGGGCUCCCGUUUCCAACCGAGAUGCAAGAUCCCCGGCGAACCCUGCGCGACCGCUCGAAGCCAUCCAGCCUGCGCGGAAUCUUGCCAAGUAUGUCGAGUAUGAUUUCAGUAAGAUGGUAGACACGAAGGGUGGGUUCCUGACUGCGGACGAUGAUCCUCACAAUAAAGCAAUGCACGCAAAUGAACAGGACGUCAAGCCUGCCCAUGUGACUCAGGGAGAAUGGGAGAGACAGCAACUGCUGAGAUCGUUGCGAAAUCAGAAGACUGGCCCGUUUGAACCCGGAAUCAGUGCGGCGCAAGAUCAGAACACCAAGUCGUGCAGAGAAUGCGGCACGCUGGAGGUCGAUUGGAAAUGGCUAGACGUCUUUGAUAUCGCAGUAUGCAAUGCUUGCAAAGAGAAAUUCCCAGAGCGAUACAGCCUACUCACCAAGACCGAAGCAAAGGAGGAUUAUCUGCUCACUGACCCGGAACUCAAAGAUGAAAACCUCCUGCCACAUCUCGAGAGACCCAACCCACACAAAUCUACCUGGCAUAACAUGUUUCUCUACUUGCGAUGCCAGGUGGAAGACUAUGCCUUUUCAGAAAAGAGGUGGGGUUCCGCCGAGGCGUUGGAUGCCGAAUUUGAGAAGAGGCAAAAUGAGAAAAAGAGGCGAAAGGAAAACAAAUUCAAGUCAAGGCUGGCCGACCUGAAGAAGCGCACGAGAGUGGAAGCACAUCAGCGUGGUCGGAAAGGAGGUGGAGGGAAUUUUGGCGAUGAUCUCGGCGAUGGGAAACAUGCUCACGAAUUUGGUCGCCCAGUGGACAAUCCAGAGAGCGGAAUACCUAUCAAGAAAUGUAUAAUCUGUGGACUUGAGGUUGAAGAACUGGAUUUGUGAUUUUAGAUACCCCGAAUGCAAGCCUCCUUGAUUGUUCAAAUGUUUUAAUGCUGAUGAUCUGUGGUAUAAACAUGUGUGACAAUACCUAGGUAGCUACGAGCCACAAUGUCUCUGGUAUGGUCUCUAAGAGUGGUCUUUUCUGGAACAUGAAGUAGUUGAACGAAGCAUGGGGAGAGGAAUGCAAAAUAGACCAGAUG